AUGAGAAGGGGAGCUUGCGGGUUUGUCUUUUGGCUGUUUGCUGCUGCUGCUGCUGCAGCAGCAGCAGACGCUGCGCUGCUGCUCGCGAGGCCGAAGCAAACGCCCCCUGCUGCUCUUCUUCUGCCUCCCAGCAGCAGCAGCAGCAGCAGCAGCAGCAGCAGCAGCCUCUGCUGCCCUUCAAGGGCACAUCUUUUCGGUUGCCUCUGGCCCCAGCGUGGGCGUUUCCAGGGGCAUGCUCAGCUGCUGCAGCAGCAGCAGCAGAAACGGCAGCAGAAGCAGCAACAGCAGCAGCAGCAGCAGCAGCAGCAGCUUGCUGCUGCUGCACUCCCCCUAGCCACAGCACUUCGCUGGCGCACUUCGCGGGGCCCUCUCUCUGCGGGCACUAAAAGGGGAGUGUGGAGGUCGCUGUUUGCCCGCAGCAGCAGCAGCAGCAGCAGCAGCAGCAGCAGCAGCAGCAGCAGCAGCAGCAGCGACCUGUGCACAGAACUUGUGGUGAAAGGCCUGCGGCUCUGUGAGCCCGUGCUGGUCUUCGCAGCGAAACGCAAGAAGCCUUUGCUGCACGCAGCUGCUGUCUCAAUUAAGCUGUUUCGUUUGCUGCUGUACCUGAGGACUCUACUGGAGUGGCUGCCCCAGGCCAAUCCCCACGUGCCUCCCUUUGCCUUCAUCUACGGCGCAACUUCCCUCUACACUCGGCUCUUCUCCCAGCAGCAGCAGCAGCAGCAGAUGCAGCAGCAGCAGAUGCAGCAGCAGCAGAUGCAGCAGCAGCAGAUGCAGCAGCAAAUAAACGAAGACAGCAAUAGUACUCAGGCACUAAGCAGCAACAUUAAAGCAACGUGGACUAAGAGCAAGAGAGGACCCCCGUCGCAACAGCAGCAGCAGCAGCAGCAGCAGCAGCAGCAGCAGCAGCAGCAGCAGCAGCAGCAGCGAGGAGGACGAAGCCAGGCACACGCGAUCUGCCGCUUCCCUCUCGUGUUUGUUUUUCAAACUUCAUUCUCUGCUGCACCUUAUCUUUUGAAAGACAAAGAAGCAGCAACUCAUUGGGCUUGCGCAGCAUAUCCGCAGCAGCAGCAGCAGCAGCAGCAGCAGCAGCAGCAAACCGCGCCUUCGGCUCAACUUUGCUGCCAGGGCCCCCCCAACCCCUCUCUCCCCGCCCGGGCUCCUCUGUGGGGCCCCCGUGUGCGCCUGCUCCCUCCAGAGCGCCGCUGCUGCAGCAGCAGCAGCCGCAGCAGCAGCAGCAGCAGCAGCAGCCGCAGCAGCAGCGGCGGCGGCGGGGGGUCGGGGAGUGCGGCCGCGGCCGCGGGCGCACUGCAGCACGGGGAGCAGGACAGCAGCAGCAGCAGCAGCAGCAGCAGCAGGAGCUUGGUGGGGGGGGAGAGUCCGGGGGAAGUGUUGCUGCUGCUGCAGCAGGUGAAGCAGGGCCUGUGGCAGUGGCUGCUGCUGCAGCUGCUGCAGCGCUACAGCAGGGGCCUCAGGGCCCCCGUGGGUACUGCAGCAGCAAAGCGGCGGGCGCUCGUGGGGGCCCUAGUGCGUUUGGCGGACUCUGCGCGGUUCCUGUGGGACCAGCAGCAGCAGCAGCAGCAGCAGCAGCAGCAGCAGCAGCAGCAGCCAGCAGCAGCAGCAGCAGCUGCUGCGCUGCUGCUGCAGCGGGCAGACUGGAGACGUCCGCAGCAACAGACUCACCAGGGCCGACGACGAGCUCGUCGUCCGCCUCUUCCUCCCCGUCGCCCUGGAGGGUUUGGCGGCGCGCAGGGUUUGUUCAGCAAAAACCCUCAAACAGCGUCAGGGUUUGAAGACUUGCUGCGGUGUCUGCUGCACUUGGCCCCUGAGCUGUCUCUCGAGCUGCUGCUGCAGCGAGCUGUACAUACACUCGAAACCCUCACCGACGCUCACCAGCCCACCGCCCUCGAAAUGCUCACUCGCGCUGCCCACGCCCUCGUCACGGUCAGGCCCAGCUAG
Messenger RNA from Eimeria necatrix, 1956 nucleotides. RefSeq names its product YGGT family domain protein, putative. The coding region runs from base 1 to 1956 and encodes 651 amino acids. Lineage: Eukaryota; Apicomplexa; Conoidasida; Eucoccidiorida; Eimeriidae. The transcript is spliced from 5 exons. The record is from RefSeq and is a predicted model, not a curated record.